AUGACGCUCGUGCCCGACGCUCCAGGGGCCGCGCGUCCUCUCUCCUACGUCUGCGAGUCCGCGGGAGCGAGCGUCAGAAUCCAAGGACAGACCGCGGGCUCGCGAGCAUCAGGUCAUCUGAAAGUGCGCGAGCGUCACCGACACCGCGUAAAGGACAACAACCGACUCACCGUGGAGCUGCGUGGCGUGCUGAUCCUCACCGUGCUGCAGUGCUGCUCAGUGGCUCGUGGCGGUUGUGAACCUCGGCUGGUGAACAUCGGAGCCGUCCUGAGUCAUAAACGUUUCGAGCAGGUGUUCAAGGAGGCGGUGAGCCAGGCCAACACUCUGUACGGCAAGGACAAGUUCAAGAUGAACGCCAUCUCCGUCACACACAAGCCCAACGCCAUCCAGAUGGCGCUGUCGGUCUGCGAGGACCUCAUCUCCAACCAGGUGUAUGCGAUCUUAGUCAGUCAUCCUCCUCAGUCCAACGACCAUCUGACUCCGACGCCGGUUUCCUACACAGCCGGUUUCUACAGGAUCCCUGUGGUCGGCCUGACGACCCGCAUGUCCAUCUACUCUGACAAGAGCAUCCACCUGUCCUUCCUGAGGACGGUCCCUCCCUACUCACACCAGGCUCAGGUCUGGUUCGACCUCAUGAGGGAGUUCAGGUGGAACCACAUCAUCCUCAUCGUCAGCGAUGACCACGAAGGACGAGCUGCACAGAAGAGACUGGAGACACUGCUGGAGGAGAGAGAGACCAAGACUAAAAACAGGAACUAUGAAAACCUCGACCAACACAGCUUUGACUUCAGGAGAACACCCAAGGCAGAGAAGGUGCUGCUGUUCAGCCAGGACACCAACCUGACAUCUCUACUGCUGGAGGCCAGAGACCUGGAGGCUCGAGUCAUCAUCCUCUCUGCCAGUGAGGACGAGGCGGCUGCCGUCUAUAAAGCAGCUCGUCAGCUCAACAUGACCGGCUCUGGUUACGUCUGGAUGGUGGGAGAGAGAGAGAUGACUGGCAAAGCUCUGAGUGAAGCUCCAGACGGCCUGCUGGGCCUCCAGCUCAUUAAUGGUAAGAACGAGUCGGCUCACAUCGCGGACGCCGUGUCGGUUGUGGCUCAAUCUCUGCAAGAGCUGUUUGAGAAGGAGAACAUCACGGAGCCGCCGCGGGGCUGCGUGGGAAACACCAACAUCUGGAGGACCGGGCCGCUCUUCAAACGGGUGCUGAUGUCAUCAAAGUACCCUGACGGUCUGACUGGGCGGAUUGAGUUCAACGACGAUGGCGACCGCCGUUUCGCCACCUACGGCAUUCUGAACUACCAGAAACCAGGCCGCCUGGUCCAGGUCGGAGUCUUCAAUGGAUCCCAGGUUGUGAUGAACCCUCAGAGGAAGAUCAUCUGGCCUGGAGGAGAGACAGAGAAACCAGUCGGGUACCAGAUGUCCACUAAACUGAAGAUUGUCACGAUCCAUCAGGAGCCGUUUGUGUACGUGAAGCCGACAAAGAGCGACGGGACGUGCAAGGAGGAGUACACAGUGAACGGGGUCCUGAUCAAGAAGGUGAUCUGCACCGGACCCAACGGGACCAUUGUCAACAACAGUAACAAGAAGGAAUGGAACGGGAUGAUGGGGGAGCUGCUGGGGGGGCUGGCCGACAUGAUCGUCGCCCCCCUCACCAUCAACAAUGAGCGCGCUCAGUAUAUAGAGUUCUCCAAACCCUUUAAAUACCAGGGGCUCACCAUCCUCGUCAAGAAGGAAAUCCCUCGCAGCACUCUGGAUUCAUUCAUGCAGCCGUUCCAGAGCACACUGUGGCUGUUAGUCGGUCUGUCGGUCCAUGUGGUGGCAGUGAUGCUUUACCUAUUAGACCGGUUCAGCCCGUUUGGAAGGUUUAAAGUGAACAGUGAAGAAGAAGAAGAAGACGCCCUCACCCUGUCCUCGGCCAUGUGGUUCUCCUGGGGAGUACUGUUGAAUUCUGGGAUAGGAGAAGGAGCUCCCAGAAGUUUCUCAGCGAGGAUUCUGGGUAUGGUGUGGGCGGGGUUUGCUAUGAUCAUCGUAGCAUCGUACACUGCCAACCUGGCAGCCUUCCUGGUGCUGGACCGGCCUGAGGAGCGCAUCACUGGCAUCAACGACCCCAGGCUGCGUAACCCGUCAGAUAAGUUCAUCUACGCCACAGUGAAGCAGAGCUCGGUGGAUAUCUACUUCAGACGGCAGGUGGAGCUGAGCACCAUGUACAGACACAUGGAGAAACAUAACUACGAGAGCGCUGCUGAGGCCAUCCAGGCCGUCAGAGACAAUCUGCUCCAUGCCUUCAUCUGGGACAGCGCUGUGUUGGAGUUCGAGGCGUCUCAGAAGUGUGACCUGGUGACGACAGGAGAGCUGUUCUUCCGUUCUGGAUUCGGGAUUGGAAUGAGAAAAGACAGUCCAUGGAAACAGAACGUGUCUCUAGCUAUUCUCAGUUCUCAUGAGAACGGCUUCAUGGAGGAUCUAGACAAGACCUGGGUUCGUUACCAGGAGUGUGACUCCAGGAGCAACGCCCCCGCCACGCUCACCUUCGAGAACAUGGCAGGUGUGUUCAUGCUGGUAGCUGGAGGCAUCGUUGCUGGGAUCUUCCUCAUCUUCAUCGAAAUCGCUUACAAACGUCACAAAGAUGCUCGAAGGAAACAGAUGCAGCUCGCCUUCGCUGCUGUGAAUGUGUGGAGGAAGAACCUGCAGCCGUACCCGACUGACAUCACCGGCCAGCUCAACCUAUCAGAUCCCUCCGUCAGCACCGUGGUCUGA
This is a messenger RNA of Pleuronectes platessa (European plaice), 2754 nucleotides long. RefSeq names its product glutamate receptor, ionotropic, N-methyl D-aspartate 1b (gene grin1b). NCBI's taxonomy places the organism in Eukaryota, Metazoa, Chordata, Actinopteri, Pleuronectiformes, Pleuronectidae. The transcript is spliced from 20 exons. Gene Ontology annotation, cellular component: neuron projection; plasma membrane; synapse. Gene Ontology annotation, molecular function: NMDA glutamate receptor activity. The record is from RefSeq and is a predicted model, not a curated record. Gene Ontology annotation, biological process: monoatomic ion transport; ionotropic glutamate receptor signaling pathway; regulation of membrane potential. The coding region runs from base 1 to 2754 and encodes 917 amino acids.